CGCGCGCCCAACAAGCAACCCCCGUGGAAGCUACCGUCGUCCGUCCCCCUCCACUGGCCGUUGGGCGCGCCAAUAAUGGGCGGGUUGCAUAUGAUGGGUCUGCCAGAUAUUACUGUGAGUUGAGCCUUCAUGUGUCAACAACACCCUUCACUCUCCAUUCGACAAAUCGUUUGCGCCCAUGAUUUGCUGAAGAGCUGUCUGUAGCUUAACUACCGUACCGUACCUCUCAACGAAACCGUCGAUUGAGUUGGCACUGCGUGUGGACUGGACGAUACAUACAUACUAAAUAUUUAAUAGCAGACGCCAAUUCAAUCUCGGUGCCAAUAUACUCAAAAUUAUCUCAUCUCAAUAGGCGUAAUCGCGACUGUACCUCAACUAUUUCCCUCCAUUCAAAAAACCAUGUCUUCAUCGCUAUUAUACCCCUCCGCUUCGUCGUCGCGACUGUGCCCCUUCCUCUCCCGUAUCCACCACUGUCAUAGGAGCACAUACAACCAGCUAUUGCGAUCGCUAACAAUAUCUCAACCUGCCUUCCAAUACUCCGCCGCCUCCUCCUCCUCCACCGCCGCCGCCCCCUACUCAACCACCUCCGCCCCGACUGCUUCUACCAUCGCUUCCAACUUCCUCUCCCGCUUCCAAUCUCUCGGCCCCCAAACCCGCACCCAGAUCCUCGACGCGAACCAACUCCAACUCCUUUCCCUCACCCUCAACCGCAACUCUCUCUACCCGGGAAGCCCAGCACUCUCCAACGCGAGACCCCCAGAAGCUGGCACCCCCAUCCCCCCUGGCCACCACCUGGUAUACUUCACACCCACGUUCCUGGAAGGCGAGCUGGGUGCCGAUGGCACUGAUGCGUCAUAUAACCCUGAAGCGCCGUUCACAAGGCGCAUGUGGGCUGGCGGGGAGGUCCGAUGGCCACGGGGGCGUGAUGGCAGGGUGAAUUUGCUGAGGGUGGGGCAGGAGGUGCGGGAGACGACGCGGAUGUUGAGUGCGGAGGCUAAGGUUGUGAGGAAGACUGGGGAGGAGAUGGUGGUUGUUGGGGUAGAGAAGGUAUUUGAGAAUGAGAAUGGGGUUGCGGUUGUAGAUCGAAGAAACUGGGUAUUCCGAGAAGCACUCAAGCACGACCCCUCAACCCAAGCGGCACCAGUGUCAUUCGACAACGCCCCUCCCGCCGUCUCCAACACCCGCAAAUCAACCGCACCCCCAACCUUCUCAACCUCGAAAGAAAACAACACCGUCACCCAUACCCGCACCCUCUGCCAAUCGGCCGUAACACUCUUCCGCUUCUCAGCCCUGACAUUCAACGGACACAAAAUCCACUACUCAUUACCCUGGGCACAAGAAGUCGAGGGACACCCCGGUCUAGUUGUGCACGGGCCCCUUAAUCUCAUUUCCAUCCUGGACCUCUGGCGGGAUGUACGGGCAGCGCAGAAGGGGAAUCAAGGGGCCGCCGUGGGUGAGAUCAUGAUUCCUGAGGGUAUUGUGUAUAGGGCGACAAGCCCGCUUUAUGCGGAGGAGGAAUAUAGGAUUGUUCUUGAAGAAGCGGAGGGUGGGGGAGAUGGAGGGAACGUGAAUAUUUAUAGUCCUGCGGGAACUGUAGCGAUGAAGGCGGAGAUUACUGCGUAGGCUUUAGUAUUUGGGGUGAAGGCUAUGUUGUGUUGCAGUAUCACCUACGAGUGAUAGGGGAAAAGGGGGGUGAGGAGACGUUGAUGAUGUAUAAUGGGGUAUGGGGCUCAUGGCAUUGUCAGGCCUGGCCUCGUUUAUAUUACCAUUAUCUGUCCCUAUGAAAUAUAACUAUUGUGCUAACUAUAUGGAUAAAAAGAUGGAGCAGAUAUAGAAUACCAAUUUUGACGAACGUCGAACCCCAAUCUUCAUAUUCUCUCGACUAACCAAAUAUAGAAUGCAAUGGUCUGGCAGUUCAAGACAACAUUACCCAGAAGAGACUAAAACCCGUAGUGAUAACAGGGUUGAAACUCAGAGCAUGAGUGGAUGGUGGCCUUCCCGGCCAAUAUAGUCUGGCAGAAGGAGGAAUAUCAACUACGGAGGUUCCUCAGGGGCAUUUUCCCGUCGUAUUCACACCUACUCUCCUGUCAUCCUGAGGGUCUCACAGCUGCGUGAGGUAUGGUAUAGGGCAUAUCCAUAUCCCAAUAUCCAGUAGGUGAAGAGUAAACAUCAUAACGCAGGUGCUGCCUCUUUCCUCCUGCGGUGCGCUCUAUUGCUCAUCUGCCCGGCUGAAUCCAACAAAGCUAAUUCCUGUUGAAACCUAAUUCUGGAGCCUCAAGCAAAUAGUAUACGCUAUUAUUUAGAAGAAGCACACAUAGUGGACGAAUCGGACAAUAAAAUGCGUCA
Blastomyces dermatitidis ER-3 is the source of this 2346-nucleotide messenger RNA. RefSeq names its product mesaconyl-C4 CoA hydratase. The transcript is spliced from 3 exons. The record is from RefSeq and is a predicted model, not a curated record. Gene Ontology annotation, molecular function: (3R)-hydroxyacyl-[acyl-carrier-protein] dehydratase activity. The coding region runs from base 400 to 1623 and encodes 407 amino acids. Gene Ontology annotation, cellular component: mitochondrion. Lineage: Eukaryota; Fungi; Ascomycota; Eurotiomycetes; Onygenales; Ajellomycetaceae.